Mytilus californianus (California mussel) is the source of this 845-nucleotide messenger RNA. RefSeq names its product DNA replication complex GINS protein PSF2-like. Gene Ontology annotation, cellular component: GINS complex; nucleus. Lineage: Eukaryota; Metazoa; Mollusca; Bivalvia; Mytilida; Mytilidae. Gene Ontology annotation, biological process: double-strand break repair via break-induced replication; DNA replication. The record is from RefSeq and is a predicted model, not a curated record. The transcript is spliced from 5 exons. Bases 30 to 581 code for a protein of 183 amino acids.
CUUGACCCUAACUCCCGCGAAAAUCUUGAAUGGAUCCUGCUGAAGUAGAAUUUCUUGCUGAAAAAGAGGAAAUAUCUGUCGUCCCUAACUUUACACAGGAUAAAAUAUACCUGAUAGGUGGAGAUGUAGGGCCAUUUAAUGCUGGGCUACCUGUCAAAGUUCCACUAUGGAUGGCCAUUAAUCUGAAGCAAGGACAGAAAUGUAGGAUUAUUCCCCCUGAUUGGAUGGAUACAGAGAGGCUUCAAGACAAGAAACAAGAAGAAACUGAUAGCAAGUUCUUUACAGAGAUGCCUAGUCCUCAUUUCAUGGAAAUAACACAGUUGUUACUUAAAUGUGCCACAGACGAUAUUCCACAUGCUGAUGAAAUUAGAACCCUUGUAAAAGAUAUAUGGGAUUUAAGAAUUGCAAAGUUGAGAAGCAGUAUUGACACUUUCUUAAAAAGUGAUGCUACACAUGCCAAGUUGAAUUAUUUGACAUUGAUGGAGUUGAACACUGCAAGACCAUUCCUUACCAAAGCCUUGGAUCAAAUGCAUCUGUUGAGAUCAAACCUUAGUGGGAGAAUACAGUCAACACAAGAAUGAAGAAGCUCUAGUUAAAUUGACAAUUUAAUCAACAUUAGACUCUUAUGUUGCAGGAUUUCUGAUUCUUGGAAAAAUGCCAAGAAUUUUAAAGUAGAAAAUAUGAAUGAAGAUGACAGUGAUACAUGUACUGUGAUACAUGUACAGUGAUACAUGUACUGUUAAGAUGAAAUUUUUAUACCAGAAAUCGAUGCAGCAUGAUAUGUAAUAUAAGUAAUUUAUGAAGUUUAUUACAUAAUAAAAUACUACUCCGAUUAGUUUAAAGAA